This is a messenger RNA of Chlorocebus sabaeus (green monkey), 9113 nucleotides long. RefSeq names its product carbohydrate sulfotransferase 9 (gene CHST9). Gene Ontology annotation, molecular function: sulfotransferase activity. Lineage: Eukaryota; Metazoa; Chordata; Mammalia; Primates; Cercopithecidae. Gene Ontology annotation, biological process: proteoglycan biosynthetic process; carbohydrate biosynthetic process. The record is from RefSeq and is a predicted model, not a curated record. Gene Ontology annotation, cellular component: membrane.
CGGGCGCGGAGGCGGUGCCGCAGCCCCAGCCCGGCCGGACGCGCGAGGGCCAGGGCCAGGGUGAGCGCCCGACUCGGAGCUGCCCCGGCUCCCGUCGCCACCGCGCUCAGCUCUCAGCCACCUCACGGCCUCCAGGAGUGCGCAGGAGUUUGCCCUGGAGCGCGGGGAAGUUUCCUCCGAAGCUGCGCUCCUGGAACAGCAGCACCUGCAAGCGCCCGGCAGCGGCCCGCGAGGUUACUUUAUGGAAUGGGCCCUUAGAGCACAAGAAAAGACUGAAGUUUUACAGGAAAACAAAUCAUGUGUUCUUCAGUUUCUGAAAUGAGGAGAAAUGCAGCCAUUUGAAAUGGUCAUGAACCCCAAACAAGUCUUCCUCUCUGUGCUGAUAUUUGGAGUAGCUGGGCUACUCCUCUUCAUGUAUUUGCAAGUCUGGAUUGAAGAACAACAUACAGGGAGAGUGGAGAAGAGAAGAGAACAAAAAGUAACUUCAGGAUGGGGACCAAUGAAGUACUUGCGGCCUGCACCCAGAAUCAUGAGUACAGAAAAAAUCCAGGAACAUAUCACCAACCAGAACCCCAAGUCUCACAUGCCUGAGGAUGUAAGAGAAGAAAAGGAAAAUCUUCUACUCAAUUCUGAGAGAUCUACUAGGGUCUUCACAAAGACCAGUUAUUCACAAGGAGGGGAUCAAGCUUUAAGUAAGUCCACAGGGUCACCAACAGAGAAGUGGAGGAUUGAAAAACAUCAAGGAGCUAAGACUGUUUUCAACAAGUUCAGCAACAUGCAUUGGCCAGUGGACAUUCACCCUUUAAACAAAAGUUUAGUCAAAGAUAACAAAUGGAAGAAAACUGAUGAGAUCCAAGAGAAACGGAGGUCUUUCCUUCAGGAGUUUUGCAAGAAAUAUGGUGGGGUGAGUCGUCACCAGCCACAUCUUUUUCAUAUGGUAUCCAGAAUCUAUGUAGAAGAUAAACACAAAAUCUUAUAUUGCGAGGUACCUAAGGCUGGCUGUUCCAAUUGGAAAAGAAUUCUGAUGGUACUAAAUGGAUUGGCUUCCUCUGCAUACAACAUCUCCCAUGAUGCUGUCCACUACGGGAAGCAUUUGAAGAAGCUAGAUAGCUUUGACCUAAAAGGGAUAUAUACCCGCUUAAAUACUUACACCAAAGCUGUGUUUGUUCGUGACCCCAUGGAAAGAUUAGUAUCAGCCUUUAGGGACAAAUUUGAACACCCCAAUAGUUAUUACCAUCCAGUAUUUGGAAAGGCAAUUAUCAAGAAAUACCGACCAAAUGCCUGUGAAGAAGCAUUAAUUAAUGGAUCUGGAGUCAGGUUCAAAGAGUUUAUCCACUACUUGCUGGAUUCCCACCGUCCAGUAGGAAUGGACAUUCACUGGGAAAAGGUCAGCAAACUCUGCUAUCCAUGUUUGAUCAACUAUGAUUUUGUAGGGAAAUUUGAAACUUUGGAAGAAGAUGCCAAUUACUUUUUACAGAUGAUAGGUGCUCCAAAGGAGCUGAAAUUUCCCAACUUUAAGGAUAGGCACUCUUCCGAUGAAAGAACCAAUGCUCAAGUCGUGAGACAGUAUUUAAAGGAUCUGACUAGAACUGAGAGACAAUUAAUCUAUGACUUUUAUUACUUGGACUAUUUAAUGUUUAAUUAUACAACUCCAUUUUUGUAGUUUGCAUUCAUUUUCUAAAACCCUGUAUCUACUUAAUGAUGAUGAGCUCAAAUCAGCUACUGUAAUUUUUCUAUAAUUCUCUGUAUGAGAGAAAUUUAACUAAGUGCAGUUGUCUUGAUUUAAUGUAGAUUUUUACCAAAUAGUAUGACACCAAUUGGCACAAAGUUAUAGGAAAAUCACCCACAGGAGAUGUAAACAACUUGAGUUGCUCUAAAAUGUUUGGAAACGAGCUGCUUUUGCAUUAUGAAUUAUAUUGUUGAAGCAAUAACCUAGCCAGCUGUUGCAUUAGCUAAAGCAGCCUCUUGCAAUGGUAGGAAAAAAGGAUCUAAAAUAGCAUGAGUGUAUGUCUAUAUCCUGGAAUUUAUCGUCUAAAAUGCAUGAAUAUAUUUUUAGCAGUCUGUGGCAUAUUAAUCAAACUGUUGAAUUGUUUUCUUACACCCUGGAAAUCUUUCUAUCAACUAUAAUGAUAAAUCCAUUUUGAAGUGGUAUUUUGGACUUAGGCGUUUUACUUUAGAUUGGAAGGCAUUAUGUGAUUUACAAUAUGAGAAUACAGCAGAAAAACCAGAUGAGGCUGUGGCUUUUUAUAUUCAACAGCCAAUAAAAAAUGCACAACAUGCUAAGAUCAAAGCAACAAAAGCAACCUUUUUCUUCCAGAAAAACUUAAGGGAAUUGAUUCUGUUUUCUUUUGAGCCUUCCACAAAGAGACAAAAUGAACACAAGCACUAAAGGUCUACAUUUCUGAAGCAGGCAGUUGAGAAGCUUAAGUCUCUUCAGAUAUAAAUGUGCUCCUAAUUCUGGUUUAAUUGGGCAGGGGGGAAAUUGUUUCAGGAUGGAAUAAUCAUCAAAAACAAAAGUUGCCAUUCUGAAUAUGGAACUCAAACAAUAACAAAGUUUUAUAAGUAUAUUGUUUGAAUCAAAGCAUCGUGUGCAUAGUUUUAUAUGUGGAAUACACCCUAAGAAUAGCUUUUGUUUUCAGUUUAAUUAUUCAGCUUAGGAAUGACUUUUUAAAAACUAAUAUACCAUUUCAAAGAUAGGUUAUGUUCUAGAGAAUAAAUAUAAGAUCCACUAGAAAUGUGUUUAAUAGGCUUAUGCAUAAGCAAAUUAAGGUAUUUUCUUUUUAAGUUUAAAUAUUCUACACUAACAAAGUCAAAUACCGUUGCAUUCAAAUAUUAAAUCAAAGUCCUUAGAAAAAUAGGUCCAUGUGUCACCCUUAUGAAUAGUUGUAAUGCAUUUUGGAAUUUUUUUCCAAGGGAUCCUAAAUUAGAUCGCUUGGGGAAAAAAGAGGAUCAUUUUGGAUGGGAAACAUUUGGAUGGGAAACCUACUUUAAUUGGUCGACUAUUACCCUGAGUUAAGAAAAUCACAAGUCUUUCAAACCCUGCUUAAAUGCUUUUCCUGAACAUCUUCCUCUUCCUAAGCUAUCUUUUUUUUUUCUUACCAGUAAAUAUUCAGCAGUGGCUUUCAAAGAACAGUAGGUAUUAAUAUUUGAAUGUUAAUAGACCAAGAUAGUUGCAGUCAUAUUAUUUCAUUUUGAUUUUCUAUUUCAUGGCUGAGUAUUCAUGAAUUGCUUCGCUCCUUACACACACCUGCCGUGUCCCAUCUGUGUCUCCUAAGGAGUGAGUAAACUGCAAUGGGCUGAGAGAUCAUAAGUAUUAAACCUUCUAAUCCAACCUUUUACUACUUUUCCAUGCCAUUAACUCUUGCCUCUAGACCAUACACUUAAGCUGGGCUCUCAGUUUUUAAGAAGUUUUACUCUGGAGUAAUCUAAAUUACAUAAUUUAAAAUUUUGCUACACCAUGAAGAGUAGAUUCCUCGUAAUUUAGGGAAAUUGAAAUUAUCUUUUUAUGGAGAGACAAAAUAGAAAAUAUUCCAGAAGCCUAAAAUUUUAUUCCUAAGCAACACAAAACUUGCUUUAUAUGAAAUCUGCUAUAAAGAAUAAAGGCAAUUUCCUCAAAGGUAUUCCUAAAACUAUAUAAGGAACAAACAAAGAACUUUUCAUAGCUUUAGAAAGAAAAAAAUAGAAACAACAGUCCUACCUCUCUUAUUGGCAUGUGUAAUGCAUUGGGCAGGGUAGCGUGCAUAACUAUGUAACUGUUUGGCUUUGAUGAUGGAGAGGAGGAUGAGUGGAAGAAAAUGAUACCCAGCGUUCUCUACGGAAACCUGUUAUGUACCUUUUGCUGUAUAUGUUCCUUUCCUGACCCUUUCCAACAAGCCCAUGUCACCAUGGGUCAUUCUUUUCCUAAAUGGGCUCUCUGAUGCCAAGUGACACCUGUGUAGUUACAAGUUCCAGAAACCAUGCAUGUUUUUGCCAAGUAAGAACAAACUUUUUAUAUACCUGCUCUUCAUUUUAGAUGAGUUAUUUUCAUGUUAGGACCAAAGAAGCCAGUCAUCAUCCUGGAUUACUUGUGAGUUGAAAACCCAACUCCAUUUUUCUCUCCUGACUUAUAUGGCUUUGCAGACCAGCUCACAUUCACCUUUGUCAUUUCUGCCUGUGCAUAAAUCCAGGUGGGAACACCACUGUUCUUUAGGACCAUCACAAUUUCGUGAAUUUAAUUCCUAAAGGCAAAUGACCAAAUCCAGACUCAUCUUCCAGAUGUCCAAAGUUCCCAUUUUAACGUUAGGUGCAAUUAUAAGUCCUGCAAUUGAACCCUAAGGAUCCUAUUUGUUUUUAUAGGCAGCAGUAACACAAUGGGCAGGCCCCUUUACUCUGCUAUUCCCCUGUCUGCAAUUACUAUCAGGGUAACGAGUUGGCAAUUAAAUCCAAAACCACAGUUAUGUAACCUGUAAACUAUCUAUAGAUGUGCAAUGUUGAUGUGAUUGUGCCCAGAAACUGCCAUAAACUUCAAUGGAAACGUACGAAGAGGACAUCCAGUUUUCGGAUUUUCUCCAACGUUUAGAAAUAUCUAUGAAUUCAAUGGAACUGUGAGGCCACUUGCUAGAUGUCUAUAAAACAUUGUCUAGCAGAAAAUAAUAAUAUUAUUAUUAGGGAAUUAGUAGUUCUAAUUCAAGAACUACUUGUAUGUCAUGUUUAAUUAGAAAGAGGAAAAAUACUUUUACAUUUUAUUCAUGUAUUAUUAUUCUUAUCUCCUAAAAUGUAUAGUGUUUAGCAGAAGGAAUAUAUAAGAAGAUGCAGAGAAUUUUGAAUAUUAGAAUGCCCUUUGAAAAGAUCACUUGCUGAAUUAAUAGAAUUUGGGAUUAGGCUAGAACUACAGUAAAUGUCUCCCUCCUAUUCAUUCUCAUAUGGCCUCUCAGGGCAUCCCAGUCUCUAGGCCUUCAUGGGGCGUGGUGAAGCAGAAGUUUUGCUCAGGGCUAACCCUCCCAAGAUCUCUGAUACUUGAAAAAGGAUUGUCCAAAGGCAUUUAAUUAUAGCUCAACUACCUGAGAACCUUAGGCCAAGGCUAAUUCAAUUUAGUCCUACCUUUAGGCUCAUACCUUCUCAAUCUCAAUCAUGAUCAUUAUACAGUAAUUGUACACAUGAUCCUAGCUAACAUUUAUUCAAUACUUACUGGGUGUCAGACACUCUUCAAGUAGUUUACAUGCAUUAAUUUAAUCUCCAUAGCCAGUCUAACAUAGGUGCUACUUUGUAGCCCUCUCCCUUCCCAUCUAUCAUAAAGGAAAGUAAAGCAGACUAUAGCUGAGUAACUUGCCUAAAGAGACACGGAUGAUAAGUAGGUCAGAAGCCAGGAUGAAGCCAAGCAGCAAAUGCCACUACCAAACUCUUUGUUUAGAAUACUACAAAUAAAUAUUUAUUUUUGCUUUCUGUUACCUCUGUCAGCAUAGGUAGAGGCAAAAAGAAUAUAUUGGAAUCCUGAAAUUUUUUCCAUACAAAUAUGGGUGGGUGUGUGUGUGUGUGUGUGUAUUUAGCUAGUUAGUUAUCACAUUUCAAAUCAGCUUAUUUCUUUAUUCCUGCUGAGUUCAACUGACAGGUUCAAAGAUUUUGGAAGAAAUUAGGUUUCCUCCCCACAACUUUUUUUUAAUCCUUAGUUAAUCAUGGGACACAAUGUUUUUAAGAAGAAAAAAAAGCCCCUGGAACAAAUUUAGCCUUACGAAAACAAAAUAUCAUUUCCUUGACAAGAAAUUACAGACAGCUACAUGAGCGGUCAAGGAUAAGCAGAAUCUAAGAGGAGGAAAGUUCAGGCAAACUUUCCCCACAUAGGCCCCUGACAGCCACUGCAGAUGGUCAUGGUUCAGCAAGCUAGUCACACACAGUGAGAACCACUCCUGCUAGAAACAGAGCAACUGUGCAUUGUCCCCGUCUUCCUGAGUCUCCAUCCCUAGUACUAGUUUGUAGUCAGAUUACCCUGAGCCUACACGGGAAGACUACAGAAAAGAAUAGAGGAGCAAGUUGACUUAAACCAACUGAAAAACACCACAAAACCAGGUGAAAAUAAAUAAGCUCUUGCUAGAAGAUGGCAGACUUUUCCCAGGCCUGUGGACAUUACCUGAGGAAGGCCAGGUCUGGGGAGUUCAACAGAACAUUGCUUCAUAUCAUUUCAUUCUCAGAAUUUCCUAGUCAGUCACAUCUUAGUUUUUCACCAGGAUCAUAUCCUUCCAGGCAAAAGUAUUUAAAUCCAUUUAAGCAGUCAUCUUUUUCCAUCCCUAAACUGCUCCUCAAGUCUCACACUAUAUUUGGAAUGCUCCCCUCUCUAUAUAUCUGGACAUUCAUUUCUUGUUAACUCACCAAGGAAUCUCUUGAGAUUACUCAAUUUCGAAAUCUCAUCUCUUUAUGAGCUCCCUGAUAGAUAGAAAAAGACAACGUGGUUUUCCCCAGUGUACUAUGCAUCAGAUUAUUCUCUUACCAAUAAAUGCAGGCAUCCCUUUCCUCAAUUUUUUUUUUGUAGGGAGGUUCAUUAAUUUAUUUGUUCAUGUGCUAUUUAUCUCACUUUAUAUGAAUAUAAAAUAUCUGUUGUUGUCUUUGUAAUGUCUUAGGUCUUCUAAGAGGAAAGAAACUGUGUCUGUUGAAUUCUCUUUGUACCAUGUCUAGCAAAGCACUCAGUGGAAAGCGUUACUUUAACAGAUGCUUUCGAUGCUGUUGUUUAAAGGUUCCUGUACACCUUCUUUUAGUGUAGAAUUUGUAUAUUUCUGCCUGUGACAUUCAGGCAUCUCUAGGACCAGAGGAUCUGAAAGGAAGGUGCUGGAACAGGGCAGCUGAGGGAAGGGAGCUGAGCCACACACCUUUUCUACACUAAUAGUCAUCUCUUGACCUGAAGGAUAGUUGCAGACACUGCAAUCUUUUACAUUUCUAAGAAAAGGCAGUUGCUUGAUUGUUUGGGGAAGAAAAUGUUGGGGAAAAAAAGCAUGAUUCUGAUCAAUAUAAGAGCCAUUAACUGAGGAUCUACUCAGUAGCAGACACUGGAAAAAUACUUUACAUACAUUCAUUGAAAGACAUGAAGAGUAAGUCUAAUUAUUUCCAAAAAUAACUUUCAAAAAAAUCAGUCGAGUAUUUUUCCACGUAUCAUUUCAUGAAUGAGAAAACUGAGUAUCAAAGAGUUUUAAUAACUGUCUCUCGGGCUCCAAAGCUGAGACCAUGCAUUGGCAGCCCAUGGGGUAGAUCUGGCUAUAGAUAUGUUUGGUCUGGCUGACAGUGCAUUUUACUUAACAUCUGAAUUAGUUGCCAACAUUGGGCCUCAUUAAUGACAGAGGAUUUGUUGCCCUACAUUCUAUAUGCCCACCUGAAAAUAGCUGGACAGAGGCAAGGUCAGUCCCUUUAGGUGAGGUUGGAGAUCUCUUAGUUGUUCACACUCUUCACUAAUCCACCAUCACUCAUUCACUUUAUUGCCUGGUCCCUAAGCAUCUCACUUUUCAAGUCCUGCUCUGAAGUGCGUAUUCCUUCCCCCGCCGAGCUUCCAAAGGAAAUCAACUCCUGAACAUUCUCCUUGACCCGAUUUGUGUUGUGCAGGUAGUGAGGUAUCCCUUUCUGGGUUUCCAUCUCCUUGCUCACAAUGCUGCUUGCCCUUUGGUCCUAUAUCCAGUGGGAUCUCCAAACAGUAUUUCAUUGUUUGGGGAAGUCUCUUAUGACCAAUGACAAAGGUGUUGGGAGAAAUCCAGUACCAUUUUUUGGCAUCUUUCUGUCGUAGCCACUGGGUCCCCUGGCAACAACAUUCCUUCCCACCUCCUUCUGCAGAGAUGAGUCAUCCUCUCAGGCUCUUGGAGCUCUAGUAUCUAGGGACAGAAACUGGCUCCCACUGCUGCCUCCAGACUGCUAUUCUAUAACCUUCAUCCAAAAAUCUCUUCUGUUUUACAAGUGUACCCACUUCCUCAACUCUGAAAAUUACCUGCUUCCCAGCCUUCUCUGAGGAUUCUUCUUUCUGAUUUAUAACCUGCCUCUCCACCCCACUUCCUGCUAUUAUCUCGGUGAUUGUAGCACCCCCAGUAACAUUCUACUCUCUUUGCUUCUUAAUGCUCUGAUUACUUCCUCCUCCUCCUCCUCCUUCUAUACGUAGAGAGCUGGAGAAAACAGGAGAAAGGAUAACUAUGACUUUUGUCCUCAAAUACCAGUAAAACUGUAGUAAAAUACACCGUAUCUCAUUUUAUGCAUUCAUUUGCUGAAAAUGUUUCCAAAGUUUAGAAAAAUGAUUUUUGGAUGUACUAUAUGAUAAAUAAAAAUGCACUCAGAAUGCUAGAAUAUCUACCAAUUUAAAAGAACAAUAUUAUUAGUUUGACUGUAAUUAUCCUUAAGAAAAAAUAAGCCCUGAUUUCACUUCUCAAUUUCUGAAAAAAUAGUGUAUGGACCACCUGUAUCAGAAUUAACCUACUUUUUGUUAAAAACAGAUUCCCAGACCCCAUCCUAGAUACACAGAAUUGAAAUCUCUAUGAAAACCACUUGGAAAUUUCCUUUUUAAUAAUCUCUUGGGGUGCUUAUAGACAGCAGAGUCUGAUCCUCAUGUGUGUGUGAAUUUUUAAAGUCCUGGUUGAUUAUAAGGGAUAAAACCUGCUCUUUUCAUUCUGUCACUGUGUUGAAAAGUUAACAACUCUCAGCUCAGAGAAUUAUCAGCGGGUAUUGGUACCAAAGUCCUCUGUGGGAUUUUGACCAGCACUGAAGCAGAAACUUGGCAUUCCAAGUCUGCCAAGUGCAAGAACUAGAGCUGAAAUGAUGAAGUGAGUGAUGGGGACAGCACUGGGCACUGCCCAAACUUUUUGAAAACUUUCACAAUGAAAUGGGGAAAUGGAAACUUUUCUCUGUUUGAAAUACAAAAGACAAAUGUGUACUGAAGGCAAUUUUGGCAACUCAACUUCACAUUGAACAAGUGAAGACAAUAUGAGUUUCUCCAAUAAAAAAUAAAAAGCUGUUUUCAAAUUGACCUAAGAUGAUUGAAAAUGGAAAAUAUUUGCUAUUUGGAUGAUUAGUUUGAGAGCAAGUGCCCCAGGAAAUAUUCUGCAAUUUAAUUUAAAUGGUUAGAAUGUACAUUUUCUUGAACUUCAUUAAAGGAUUUGUCUCCUUUUGCCUUUCUA